AUGAUCGGGGCCAUGCCAGCCGUGGCGGUUCGCCACGAACGCAGAAGACAGGAGAAGAGGUUGAAGAGACCCAGCCAGCUGUAUUUGGGGGGCCAAUGGAUGCCUCCUCCUCAAGGCUCACCUCCAACUCCGAGUCCUCACGGCCACAACAGCCACCUCGAUCCACUUCCGGAGCUCUACCUCUGCGGCAAGAUUUCAUGCCUACAUGCUGCAGUCGUGUGUCUCUUGCUGGGAGCCGUGGUCCUUGUGGUUGGAUUGGUCCAGCUGGCACCUGGAGCAACGACCACUGACCACAGGUUAGCCCUGCUGGCAGGUGGCACGACUUUGUUGCUCCUUGGAAUAAUCCUGGCGGGGGUGCGGUGUUACGUCCUGCAUUGCGUCCCGUUGCCAGCCGAGUCCCCCGUGGCUACGCCAUUGCCACCAUCGAUGCCGGAACAAGUCCCCGUAAGUGGAGGCACCCUUGACCUCCUGGUGGGCCACCAAAACCAACCGGAAACGGAUUCGCUGAUGCAUUCGGACCACCAUCACUCGCACCACCAUCACCAGCAUCAUCACAACCACCACGGGAACCAUAAAAAGAAGCGCAGCUCGCAGAGCUCCCACCAUUCCGAGGAAGCCUAA
Messenger RNA from Orussus abietinus, 621 nucleotides. RefSeq lists its product as uncharacterized. The record is from RefSeq and is a predicted model, not a curated record. NCBI's taxonomy places the organism in Eukaryota, Metazoa, Arthropoda, Insecta, Hymenoptera, Orussidae. The coding region runs from base 1 to 621 and encodes 206 amino acids. The transcript is spliced from 3 exons.